Messenger RNA from Chara braunii, 826 nucleotides. The record is from the annotation of a GenBank genome assembly. Lineage: Eukaryota; Viridiplantae; Streptophyta; Charophyceae; Charales; Characeae.
CAACAGAAACGCAGAGCUGUGUCUUCCUGGCGAGGUCAAACUGCAGGAGAAAGGCGAGCGGGCUGUGAUGUUGUUGCCGUUGACGUCAACAGAAAUUCUUCUUCAAGAUGAAAUUCACUGUGAGCUCCUCCUGGUGGAUUAUGGUGGUGGUAGUAGUCGCUGCGGCCGUGUUCACAAGAGCAAAAGCCGAAAGGGAGAGGAGGAGGAGAAAGGGGCAAAGGAGGAGGAGGAGGAGGAGGAGAAAGAGGAGGAGGAGGAGGAGGAGGAGGAGGAGGAGGAGGAGAAAGAGGAGGAGGUGGAGCAGGAGAAAGGGGGGGAGGAGGAGGAGUGAGGGACGCCUGUGGAAUUCGAAUUCGUCGCCCCAAACAUAGACCACCGCGAUUUUAUGCUUGAAUCGGGAUCCCGGCUACACGGGGAGACCGUUUGAAAAGAACGGCGAGUUACAUCCGAGAGAUUCUCUCCAAGUUUGACGAGCUCCGUUUAGGACUCAUUUUGGCUGAGUGAAUGUGGACGCCAUGGAGCGCAGAUGCAUGGUAGAUAGUCUCUAUGAGGGAAUCAACUGUUCGAUUGAAAUCCCAAUGGUCCCAUUAGGAGUCAUCUUGGCUGAGUGAAUGUGGACGCCAUGGAGCGCAGAUCCAUGGUAGAUAGUCUCUAUGAGUGAGUACAAUGUUCGAUUGAAAUCCCAAUGGUCGACCCUUGAGUUGAAACCUCCAAACAAGAAAGGUUACCUUGGACGGUCCCUUUCACACUUCGAGUUGUUGACACAUGUAUGGACGUAAUUGCCGCCAGAUGCAUCCAGGUCCGGCAGUAAAUAAGGUCAGAUACA